AGGAAACACGCUCAGAUCCUGCGCAGAGGAGCGCGCUUUCGCCGGCUGAUAUUCGCGUUAACGGACUCAGACAUCCGCCAUGUCGUCUAUAUUGGGGACCGUCGCCAAACAGCUCAAGCACCACCCAGCUCUGAUCCCCCUCUUCAUCUUCAUCGGUGGCGGGGCAACUAUGAGCAUGAUGUACUUGGGCAGGCUGGCUCUGAGAAACCCCGACGUCUCAUGGGAUCGCAAAAACAACCCUGAGCCCUGGAACAACCUGGAGCCCACUCAGCAGUACAAACUUUUCACCGUUAACAUGGAUUACAGCAAGCUGAAGAAGGACAGACCAGACUUCUAGGCCAGCGUGUCUUUGCACCUGUGUCCCUGACGUUGCCAUAUGUAUGAGGAGCCGUUGCACUUUCUUUUUGCCAAAUACAAAUACACUCACGAUGUUGACUGAAGAUUGAAUCACAUUUGUGCAUUUCCAGCGUGAAGUGGGGGAGAGGGAUCAUUACCUUAAACACAACUCUAAAUAAAACAGGCAACCACCUGUUUUAUUUAGGAAUCUAUUUUUCUUUUUGCUGUGUUGUAAAUUAUUAAAACUAUUGAAAUCACA
Messenger RNA from Stegastes partitus (bicolor damselfish), 595 nucleotides. It is a transcript of the gene coxfa4b, whose product is annotated as NDUFA4 mitochondrial complex associated b. The record is from RefSeq and is a predicted model, not a curated record. Gene Ontology annotation, cellular component: respiratory chain complex IV. Bases 80 to 337 code for a protein of 85 amino acids. Lineage: Eukaryota; Metazoa; Chordata; Actinopteri; Pomacentridae. The transcript is spliced from 4 exons.